CCCAUACAGCAAGUUGCAGCAAAGUCAGUUGUUUACGUCCCACCUUACCACACAUUGUGUGCGAAAGUAAGGAGACCACAGAAGUUAGGGCCAUUUUGUAGUUAUUUGUGAGUGUUUUGACCGUUUCUCAUCACACACUGGCAACUUCUGCCUGGUGUGUGCCUGUGCUGUGCUUGCUUGUUUGCUUCCUUGGGCUGGGGCGUGCGUUUGUAUAUAAGGAAAAGCAUUUAUCCUCGCGCUGUGUUCCGUGGAUGCUCAGCAGAAUUGAGAUUGCACAUAGCUCUGAGUGCUCGAGGAUUACAGUGAGACAUAGCGGUUUCCAGAUGGCGACAGAGGACUCGGUCGAGAACGACAAGGGGCCCAAGCGCUACAUGGGAUUCAACUCCCGGGUUGAGGAACAGGUGCAGCAGCUCGUCAGGACGUUUACAAACCAAUCGUUACUCUCCGUGGACAGCAAGAAGAGAAGACUCCGGAGGGAGAAGGAACCACAGGCAGAGCUAGAGCAGCAACAACAACAGCAGCAAGGUGAAGGUGAAGGUGACUCUGACCGUAUAUCACAGCCAGACGCUGAGUUCCACGGAGAUGUAGAUAGUGAGGCCGGUACCGCAGAGGGGGACUUGGACUCCACCACUGAGAGCCAUCUGUCAAGAGUGACUUCGAAGGCUUCGACCAUUGCACCGGGCAUUAACCCUAUGGCCGAAGAGCUGGAUGAAUUGGAUCCAAGAUUGGACCCGGACAACGAGGAGUUCUCAUCUCGUUAUUGGAUUAAGAACAUCAAGGCCUUCAUGGAUCGAGACCCAGAACACUACCUGAACUAUUCGUUUGGUAUUGCAUUCAAGAACCUCAGAGCCUCGGCAGAAGUUGAUAGUGCACUGAACGGUGUCGAUCAAUCGACGCAAUUCUAUGCUUCAAAACAUGCCAGACAGGCUAGACACAUGAGAAAGUCUUCACCUUACACUGUUUCUUUCCCAAUGCAGGUUCGUUAUCUGUUGACGAGAAACUUCCAAAGAAUUAGGAAUGACCUGGGUUAUAAUUUGUUCUCUAUAUUAGCAGACUCCUUGAUUUCUUUGGUCAUUUCGUCCAUUUUCUACAACUUACCGUCCACUACGUCUUCAUUUUACCAUAGAGGUGCUUCUUUAUUCUUUGCUGUGCUAUUCAACGGUUUCUCUUGUUUCUUGGAGAUUAUGUCAUUGUUCGAAGGUAGACCGAUUGUGGAGAAGCACAAACAGUAUGGUCUGUAUCAUCCUUCUGCUGAAGCUCUAUCCUCGGUUAUAUCUCAGUUCCCGUCCAAGUUAUUUAUCGCCUUGUUCUUUAACCUGAUCUACUACUUUAUGGUUAAUUUCAGACGUGAGCCUGGUUACUUCUUCUUCUACUUUUUGGUGAACGUGUUGGCUACGUUAACAAUGUCUCACUUCUUUAGACUUAUUGGUUCAAUGUUCAAAACUUUACCGCAAGCACUCGUUCCUGCGCAUGUUGUUCUUCUUGCCCUUGUUGUCUUCACUGGUUUCAUCGUCCCCAUCAAUUAUAUGCUGGGAUGGUGUAGAUGGAUUAACUAUAUCGACCCUAUUGCUUAUGCCUUUGAGUCUUUGAUGCUGAACGAGUUCCACAACAGAAUUUUCCAAUGUUCGUCGUACAUUCCUCAAAGUCCAGCUGUCAAUCCUGAUCUACCUCCAGACUCUUGGAUUUGUGAUGCUGUUGGUGCUGUUGCAGGUCAGACGUAUGUCAAUGGAACUAUUUAUCUUGAGCAAGCAUUCCAAUACCGCAAUGGUCAUAAAUGGAGAAACGUUGGUAUCGUUAUUGGUUUCAUGAUCUUCUUCCUAGCUGGUUACAUGUUCUUUUCUGAAUACAACGAAUCAGCACAACAGAAGGGUGAGAUCUUGCUGUUCCAACGUUCUACUCUGAGAAAACUGAAGAAGGAUAAGGCCUUGAAUGAUAUUGAAGCUGGUAAAGAGCGUGAUAUCACGCUUGAGCCUGAAGAAGAAGAUGUCAAUGUUGAUGCUAUUCAAGCUGGUACAGAUAUCUUCCACUGGAGAGAUGUUCAUUACACAAUUAAGAUCCAGUCUGAAUACCGUGAGAUUCUAUCUGGUGUCGAUGGCUGGGUCAAGCCUGGUACUCUGACUGCCCUGAUGGGUGCAUCGGGUGCUGGUAAGACCACCUUGUUGGAUGUCCUCGCUAGUCGUGUCACCAUGGGUGUUGUCACCGGUAGUAUGUUUGUCAAUGGUCACUUGAGAGACUCUUCUUUCCAGAGAUCUACUGGUUACGUUCAGCAACAAGAUUUGCAUUUAGCUACUGCUACUGUUCGUGAAGCACUGAGAUUCUCUGCCUAUCUAAGACAACCAUAUUCCGUUUCUAAGAAAGAUAAAGAUAAAUACGUUGAGGAAGUGAUCAAGAUCUUGGAUAUGCAAAAGUAUGCUGAUGCCGUUGUCGGUGUUGCUGGUGAAGGUUUGAAUGUUGAGCAGAGAAAGAGAUUGACAAUUGGUGUUGAGCUUGCUGCUAAACCAAAGCUUCUUUUGUUUUUAGAUGAGCCAACAUCUGGUUUGGACUCUCAAACCGCUUGGUCUAUUUGUCAGUUGAUGAGAAAGCUUGCCAAUCAUGGCCAGGCUAUCUUGUCCAUCUUGAUGCAAGAGUUUGACAGACUUCUCUUCCUUGCAAGUGGUGGUCGUACUGUCUACUUUGGUGAUUUAGGUGAUCACUGUCAAACAUUGAUCGACUACUUCGAAAACCAUGGUUCGCCAAAAUCAGAAUGGAUGCUUAGUUUGAUUGGUGCGGCACCUGGCUCUCAUGCUAAUCAAGAUUAUCACCAACGCAAAUCGGUUUUAGAGGAGUUGAACACCAUGGAAAGAGAGCUUGUCAAUGAAUACGCUGCUCCACUGUGGUACCAAUUCAUUGUUGUGUUACAGAGGGUGUUCCAAAUGUUGUGGAGAACACCAUCUUAUAUCUGGGCAAAGCUUUUCUUGUCUGUUUCAUCUUCGAUAUUCAUCGAUCUGACAAUCCAAGGUCUACAAAAUCAAAUGUUUGCUGUCUUUAUGUUCUUGAUUAUCUUCAAUCCUGUUAUCCAGCAGCAAGACCUUUAUGAAGUGAGAGAGCGUCCAUCAAAGACUUUCUCUUGGAAGGUUUUCAUACUGACUCAACUUACUGCUGAAGUUCCAUGGAACAUCCUGUUAGGAACCUUGUCGUUCUUUGUUUUUUACUACCCAGCUGACAGAGUUAACCAGAGAGGUGCGUAUGCCUGGUUCUUCACAUGUAUGUUCUUUGUCUAUGUUGGAACUUUUGGUCAAUUGUCCGAUUCUGCUGGUCAGGUUGCCACGUUGUCUUUCACUCUUUGUUUAACGUUCUGUGGUGUUCUUGUUGGGCCUGACGCUUUACCAGUGUCACCAUUCACAUACUAUAUUGAUGGAUUCUUAUCAAACGCAUUGGCCAAUGCUCCAUACAAGAUUGUCAAUCCACCAAUGAGUAAUAUGACAUCUGCAGGAACGGGAUACUUGUGUGAACUGUGUCCAAUGUCCAGUACAAAUGCCUUUUUGACUCUCAUCAGCUCAAAGUACUCGCGUAGAUGGAGAAACGUGGCCGUGUUUCUCUAUUGGGUUAAAGAUGAACAACCUGCAUCCCCAGAGAAGGGUGAAAGAUCACCAGAAACAGAUGCUGAAAAGUUGUCUUCCACUUCUUGAAGUUUAUGAUAAUGUCUUAUAUAUACUAUACCAAAUCUUUGUUUAGUUCUUUAAUGUGAUCAACUUGUUGAUAG
Molecule: messenger RNA, 3742 nt
Organism: Williopsis jadinii
Lineage: Eukaryota; Fungi; Ascomycota; Saccharomycetes; Phaffomycetales; Wickerhamomycetaceae
Exons: 17
Coding region: 324-3668 (1114 amino acids)
Biological process (GO): transmembrane transport
Cellular component (GO): membrane
Molecular function (GO): ATP hydrolysis activity; ABC-type transporter activity; ATP binding
Source: RefSeq, a predicted model, not a curated record